AUGGCUCCAGCGGAUAUUGCAAUCGUCGGCAUUGCAUGCCGCUUUGCCGGCGAUGCCAAGUCUCCAGAAGCGUUCCAUGAAAUGCUACAGAGGGGGAAGGACGCUUGGAGCAAAGUCCCUCCUUCUCGCUUCAAUGCCGAGGCUCUUCACCAUCCGUCUCGCGAUCGCAGCGGCACUAUAGUGUGCAAUGGCGGCUACUUCAUCGACCAGGAUGUAUCGCGAUGGGAUGCCCCUUUCUUUUCUUGCUCUGCCGCGGAGGCCCGCGCAUUCGACCCUCAGCAGCGCCUGCUCCUGGAGGUUGCGUAUGAGAGUCUAGAAAAUGCGGGCAUGCCCAUCGAACGCAUGGCAGGCAGCGAUGCCGCCUGCUUCGUAGGUGGCUUCUCCGAGGACUACAAGAAUAUCGUUUCAAGAGACAUUCAUCUUGUGCCUCAAUAUGCAAAGACUGGCAACGCGCUAUCCAUGCUUUCCAACCGCAUUAGUUGGUUCUUCAACUUGCGGGGGCCGUCUGUAACUUGUGACACUGCCUGCUCUAGCUCGAUGGCGGCCCUGCACCUGGCUUGCGAGACGAUCCGGUCAGAGUCCAACCCGAGUCGCUGUGCCUUGGUUGGAGGAGCAAACCUCAUUCUGGACCCAGAUGACACAUGUGCGCUCAACGCACUCGGUUUUCUGAGCCCCGACGGGCGCUGCUUCUCCUUCGACUCGAGGGCAAAUGGCUACGCUCGGGGAGAGGGAAUAGGCAUGAUUGUUCUUAAGCACAUUGACGAUGCUCUGCGAGACGGAGAUCCAAUCCGUGCCGUGAUUCGCGGAACCGGUCUCAACUCAGACGGUCGAACUGCUGGCAUAGUCCUACCUAACGGAGAGGCUCAGGAAAGGUUGAUCCUCAAUACAUACCAGGUUGCUGGGCUCAGCCCCUCGGACACCCAGUACGUCGAGCUUCACGGCACAGGCACCAAGGUUGGCGACCCGGCCGAGGUUGGAGCCGUCGCCAGAACAAUUGCUGCUGGCCGGAGCGAAACACUCUAUUGCGGCUCGGUCAAGUCGCGAAUCGGGCACACGGAAGGAGCAGCCGGCAUCGCGGCCAUCAUUAAAUGCGUGCUCUGCCUGGAAAAGGGCGUCAUCACCCCCAACCUCAACUUUGUAAAGGCCAACCCUCGACUGCGACUCGAAUCAUCGGGCAUCGCGAUACCCACGUCUACGAUACCAUGGCCAGACUGUGAAGUGCGGAGGUGCUCGAUCAACAACUUCGGCUUUGGCGGCACAAACGCACACGCUAUUCUAGAUGACGCGCACAAUUACCUCCGUGUACGAGGCAAACUAGCUCCUUCAAGCACGCCGGCAAGGGAGAACCAUCAACUCUUUGUUCUUUCGGCUCCCGAGCAAGAUGCCAUUCCGAGGCAGCGCCGGGUGCACGCUGACUACGCCAAGUCGCGCUGCGGAGAUGACAGGCUGGCGCGCCUUGCCAACACCCUGAGUGAACGACGAUCCGUGUUUCAAUGGCGGCAUGCCGUCGUUGCGAGCUCGGUCGAGAACCUCGUGGCUCAAUGGCGAGACGACAGCGUCAGGCCGGUCAAGGCCGAUGCCUGUCCCAACGUGGCCUUCAUCUUCACCGGGCAAGGCGCUCAGUGGUACGCUAUGGGCCGCGAGCUGGUGUCAUUCGACGUCUUUGCGUCCUCUGUCCGCGAGUCUGCCGCGUGUCUGACUGAGCUGGGCUGUCCGUGGGACGCCUGGGCCGAGCUGAUGGCACCAGAGUCCGGGUCCAAGGUGAACAAGGCCGAGUACUCGCAGCCUCUGUGCCUGGUGCUCCAGAUUGCACUCGUCGACCUUGCCGAGCAGUGGGGUGUCAAGCCAUUUGCCGUGGUCGGCCACUCGUCGGGCGAGAUUGCCGCGGCAUACGCCGCGGGCGCGUUGUCUCGCAAGGAUUGUUUGAAGGUUGCGUACCAUCGCGGCAUUGCCUCCAACUUGGCCAAAGCACGCAAUCCAAACGGCUCCAUGAUGGCUGUGGGCCUGCCAGCGGCAGAGGUUGAGACGUAUCUGGCUCGCACAGGCGGAGCGGUUGUUCUCGCAUGCAUUAACAGUCCCGAAAGCGUGACACUGGCUGGUGACAGGUCGGCAUUGGAAGGCCUCGAGUCAAUUUUCAAGGACGAAAAGAAGUUUUGCCGUCUGCUGCAAGUCGAGAAUGCCUAUCACAGCCCUCAGAUGUACAGCGUUAGCGACGAAUAUCUGGAGAGCAUCAGCGACAUCUCUCCCAAGGGGGACUCGUCAGUCAUGUUCUACUCGACGGUUCAUGGCCGCCAAAUUUCGACGUCUCGGCUCACAGCCGACUACUGGGCUGACAACAUGUGCUCGACUGUCCGAUUCGUCGACGCCCUGGACGAUAUGAUGUAUGCAUCCACUGUCGAGAUGCAGCGCCAGACCAAGUCCAAAACGCCGAGUUUGUUCCUCGAGAUUGGUCCUCACGCUGCACUGGCGGGUCCAAUCAAGCAGUUCAAGGCUGCUCGUGGCAGUCUGGAGCAUUUGGCGUAUCAUUCCCUCCUUGUGAGAGCUCAGGACGCGGUUGCGACUGCCGUGAGCGCGGCAGGAUCUUUGUGGACCAAGGGGGUCCCAGUGAAGCUGAGCAAAGUCAAUAACGCUGGCAUGUCAGCUGAGGUCCUGGUAGACCUGCCCUCUUACCAGUGGAAGCGCUCGACCUCGUACUGGCACGAGAGCCGACAGUCUAGAAACCACCGUUCACCGCAGUUCCCCAAACACGACCUCAUCGGCACAAGAUUGGAUUCUUACAACCCUCUAGAGCCUGUAUGGAAGAAUCACUUGCGUAUCGCCGACCUGCCUUGGCUUCAAGACCAUCAGAUCCACGGCGACGUUGUAUUUCCCGCUGCCGGAAUGAUUUGCUCGGUCAUUGAAGCCGCCCAGCAAACAGUGGACGCCGAGGAAUCCGGUGACGAGAUUCUGGGAUUUGAGCUGCGCGAGCUAUCUGUAUCGAAGGCCCUCGUGAUCCCCAACAACGAAACCGGGGCCGAAAUCUACGUCAGUCUCAGGCGGAGAAAGGUCGGCAUGGGCAGCAGCGCAGGGCCUUGGUAUGAGUUUUCAUAUUAUUCGUGCCAAGAGGGAGAUGUAUUUGUCGAGCACGCCGCCGGCCUGUUGCAAAUUCAACGGCCCAAGGAAGUCACCGAAGUCGACGGGGGCAGGGAAGCCAAGGAAGAAAUCCUGACAUACCGAAGACGAUGGGACAACAAGCGCGCAAUGUGCGAGAAGGCAGUGUCGCGCUCAAGCCAUUUCGAGUUCUGCGAGGAUCAGGGACUCAGUUUUGGCAAGUCCUUCCAGGGCUUAACGAGGGCUCGGCAAAAUGGCCUCACUGUUGCCUUUGAGACAAAGAUUGCGGACACGCGCGCGUGCAUGCCAGAGUUUCGGGAGAGCGACUACGUCAUACAUCCCACAACACUCGAUUCCAUGCUACAGGCCAUGUUGAUCGCCAUCCCCAGAAUGGACAACAUCGAGAAGCAAGUCUGGGUCCCCACAGGCGCAGCUUCAAUUCGCAUCUCUAGUGACAAAUCUCGCACAUACGGGACAGCGUUGCAUGGCGUCGUCGAAGCCUCGCACACAGGAGUUCGCGAGAUGACGGGGUCUUUCCUCGUCAAUAAUGCCAAGCAACUUGAGGACUCGCAUCCGACAGUUAUUAUUGACGAUUUCAAGUUCACUGGGCUUGGGGCUACACAGCAGUUGACUCCGUCAUCCAACGACUCGUGCUCCAGGCUAUAUGCGUCGGUCGCUUGGAAGCCGGACCUGAGUCUUGUCGAUGGCCAGGCUCUGCGAAAAUUGGCCCAGGCCGAAGACGAUGCUGGCGACAUGGUGCAAUUCUGUUCGACAGCCAACAGUCUUGUCAAUGAGCUGUGCAGACUGGCUCUUCCAGCUCUUGACUGUGGCUCCGAGUCUCUGCCUCCUCAUCUCCUGAAGUACGCUGCGUGGAUGCAGACCAGGUGCAGCUACAAGACCACAGGAAUGGUUACGCCUCCCGCGAGGCUGGACCUGCCCUGCGCAAACAACGCUAUUCUGGAGCCCAAGGAAAUGGCAGCCUUCAUUGACAAAUAUCCCGUCGACGGCAAGCUACUCCUUCACGUCUUUCGAUCCCUGGGUGCAGUUUUUGCAAAAGAGACGUCCCCCAUCGCGUCCCUGAUGGAGAACGAGAACUUCUCAAAGUUUUAUCAACAGGCCUACGGCAUACAUGUCAACAUGCGGAUGUUGAAGUCCUGGUUCGACCUCAAGGCUCACAAGCAGCCAGGGCUCCGCAUCAUUGAAGUGGGCGCAGGGACUGCUUCAACCACUCUGCCAGUUUUACAGCAGCUUGGGCGGGACGGCGACACGUCUCCUAGCUUUUCUCAAUGGACAUUUACUGACAUCUCUGCUGGAUGGUUUGAGAAUGCCAAGGAGACACUGCACGACUGGAAAUCUCGUGUUGAAUAUAAGGUCCUGGACAUUGACAAGGAUCCCCUUGACCAGGGUUUCGACCUCGAGUCGUACGACGUGGUUCUCGCUGUCAAUGUCCUCCACGCGACGAAGGAUGUCAACAGGACGCUGCAGCACUGCAACAAGCUGCUCAAGCCUGGCGGUAACCUUGUCUUGGGCGAGUACACCAACACGAGCGAUUUGGCGCACUUCAUCUUCGGUACUCUGCCUGGAUGGUGGGCCGCUGAAGAUGGCAGGCUUGGUGGCCCAUUGCUCACCCAGUCUCAAUGGCACGAGGCCCUCCAGAAGGCGCGCUUUUCGGGUGCCGACAUGUGCCUCGCGGAUAACGACGAUCCGAGCGCUCACAGAAUGUCGACAAUCAUCAGCACGAAGCCACGCAGCAAGAUCUCGGGCAAGGAUAUAAUUGUGACAGUGGCACCUAGCUGCAGUGGGUCAACAAAGGUGCUGGCUUCAAAUAUCUGCCGUCAUUUCCAUCAACGGGGACAUAAAGCGACCGUCAAAGACAUCUCAAACGCAGUAGCCGAGGCGAGCGGCAAGACUGUUGUCGCGCUUCUCGACUACGACGAACCUUUUCUUGAAAAUGCUCGAAAAGUCGACUUCGAGAACGCCAAGCAUAUCCUUAUUCACAGUCGCGAGCUGCUUUGGGUUACCCGGUCCGACCCUGCGGAUAUGCCAGGACAGCCGGCGAAGCGGAUUGUGUCUGGGCUCAUGCGCUGCCUGAAGACGGAAGACUCAUCUCGCCGGCUGUACGAGCUGCACUUUUCUCGUCCGCUCGACUUUGAUGCAGAGUCCGUUGGCGUUGCUGUAUACCGGCGUCUUUCCACCAUCUGGGAUGCCGCCAAUGACCACGGCGUUCUCGAUGAGAUGGAGACGGCGGAACGAGAAGGGCACUACUGCAUCCCCCGCUAUGUGCCCGACAAGGCCAUGAAUGACAGUCUUUCACUCGGCCAGCCCGGCAGACUCGAUACGCUUCAGUUCGUCAACGACAACACCGCAUCGCGGCCCUUGCUCGAUGAAGAGGUUGAGAUUGAAGUGAAGACAUGCGGACUUAACUUCCUGGACAUCAUGAUUGCUAUGGGCCAGAUCCAGCGGCCCGGCCUUGGCCACGAGGCGGCCGGCGUAGUACGCCGCAUAGGUUCCAGAGUGACCAGAGUCUCUCCCGGGGAUCGCGUUGUAUACAUCGGCCAAGGAGCCAUGCGAACUAAUAUUCGCUCCCACGAAUCGGCCAUCCACAAGCUGCCAGAUAGUAUUUCCCUGGAAGAAGGUGUCUCGAUCCCCGUCGUUUAUGCUACUGCAUACCAGUCUCUCGUCGAAAUAGCGAGAUUGCAAAAGGGAGAAUCCGUACUGAUACACGCCGCUGCCGGAGGCUUGGGGCAGGCGCUCAUUCAAAUCGCCAAGAUGCUGGAGGCCAAUAUCUAUUGCACGGUGGGCACCGAAGCAAAGAAGCAGGUCAUGUUGGCUCUAGGUAUUCGACCAGACCAUAUUUUCAGCUCGCGAGACCUUUCGUUCGCCAAGGGCAUCAAGCGCGUGACAGACGGUCGGGGAGUUGACGUCGUUGUCAACUCUUUGGCAGGCGAGGCGCUGCGUCAGAGCUGGGGGUGUCUGGCUCCAUAUGGGCGGUUCAUCGAGGUCGGGAAGAAAGACAUCCUGGGCAACAGCGGGCUCGACAUGCAACCCUUUCUCGACAAUGUCAUCUUCGCCGGCGUCAACCUCGAGGCCAUGAUGGUCAAGGAACCACUUCGGUGCUCCAAGCUAGUGUCCAAAGUGCUCGACUUGUUUGAGCAGGGUGCCAUCGAUUUGAUACGCCCCAUUUCAGUCCACGACUUCAGCGACGCCGAAUCAGUUUUCCGGGAAAUGCAGCGAGGAAGCCAUAUCGGCAAGUUGGUUCUCCGAGUCACGCCCGAGUCUCAAGUGGCCAUAAUACCACCGAAAACAGUCCCUCUACGUCUCAAGUCAGACGCGACUUAUCUGCUAGUCGGCGGCUUAGGGGGCUUGGGGCGAGCCCAAGCACUCUUCAUGGCAGAGAACGGGGCUCGCAAUCUCGCGUUCAUCUCUCGGAGUGGUGGCGCUCGAGAUGAGGCCAAGAACCUCAUAGCCAAGUUGGAAGCGUCUGGUGUCACGGUCAAGACAUAUGCGAGCGACGUUGCCGACAAAGCUCGGCUUAGGGAAGUCAUUGAAGACAUUUCUCAGAGCAUGCCGCCUAUUCGGGGAGUGAUCCAGGGCGCAAUGGUACUCGCCGACAGCCUCUUCCACAGGAUGAGCUACGAUCAGUGGGUGACUGCCACAAGGCCCAAAGUGCAAGGAAGCUGGAACCUCCAUGAGCUUCUGCCCGUGGACAUGGACUUCUUUAUUGUUCUCUCGUCCCUGGCCGGCAUCAUUGGCUCUGUCUCACAAGGCAACUAUGCGGCUGGAAAUACGUUCCAGGACGCGCUGGUGCACUACCGACAGCACAAGGGCCUGCCGGCCCAGAGCCUUGAUCUAGGCAUCAUGAAGAGCAUCGGUUACGUGGAAGAGCACGGCGAUGUUGGAGCCCGUCUCAGUCAGUUUAAACUGGCCAGCGUUGAGAAGCGCCACUUCAUGCAUCUCCUGCGAUGCGCACUGGCCGGCACUGCCAAUGGCGAUACCUCGAUGGCGCCGCAGUUGCUUGUAGGGGCCGGCAGCGGGGGCAUCGAGCAGGCCACGCGAAAGACGGAGCCAAAUGCCGACUUCUACUGGUUGCGCAUGCUGGCACAGUUUGCCCAUCUUCGGCAGACAGACAUCAAGAACACGGAUGCAGUUGAUGACGACGACGGGCAGCACGGCGGGGAGAGCAAGAUGAUCGAUCAGCUCAAGCUCUGCAAGUCCUUGGACGAGGCCAACGAGGCUGCGCAGAGUGUUCUGCUAGCUAAAAUUGCCAACAUCAUCUCGAUCCCCGUGGCUGACAUCAACACAGCCAAGCCGCUGUACACAUACGGCGUUGACAGUCUGGUGGCUGUCGAAUUGCGCAACUGGUUGUCCAUGGAGGUCAAGAGCGAUCUGAGCAUCUUUGAUUUGACGAGCGGCGCCCCCAUCAGCGACGUGAGCAAGAAAAUUGCCAGCAGGUCGCAAUUAGUUGCCGCUGUCGUGAGAUCUUGUUAG
Molecule: messenger RNA, 7578 nt
Organism: Purpureocillium lilacinum
Lineage: Eukaryota; Fungi; Ascomycota; Sordariomycetes; Hypocreales; Ophiocordycipitaceae
Source: RefSeq, a predicted model, not a curated record